AUGACGGGUGAAGAGGUGGUUAUCAGUGGAAUAUCAGGCAUAUUCCCGAAAUCAGAUACGGUUUUAGAACUCAAGGCUAAUCUGUUUAACCAGAUUAACAUGGUUGAAGAAGUAAACUACGAUACCAUAAAACAUCCUAAUUUACCCCAGUAUUUAGGGAAGAUGAACAAUUUGCAUAAAUUCGAUGCUCAGUUCUUCAGGGUAACACACUGGCAGGCCGAUUCUUUAGACCCUUUAUGCAGAAAAGUUAUGGAAUGUGCUUUUAGCGCGAUCUAUGAUUCUGGUACUAAUCCUCUUUCACUAAGUGGCAAUAAAUUAGGCGUUUUCAUUGGUUCGUCUUAUGCCGAUGUAACUCAAUUAAAUACAUAUGACACCUUCAGGAAAAACAUAUUUAUAAUAAGUGGGAGCUCCAAAGCAGUUCUCGCUAAUAGGAUUUCGUAUUGGAUAGACAGUAAAGCCCCAUCGCUUACCAUUGACCAAGGGUGUGCCAGUUCCAUGGCAUGCUUGGAACUAGCAUACGACAGCAUUAAACGUGGUGACUGUGAAGCUGCCCUUGUAGGAGGAUGUAAUGCUUGUGUUCAUCCAGGCUUGUCAUUCAAUUUAAAAAGUGCUGGACAUCUAUGUUUAGAUGGCAAAACAAAAUGUUUUGACAAAAAAGGCGACGGAUAUGUUAGAUCUGAAGCUAUUAGCUUAUUAUUUCUACAGAAAGCCAAAGAUGCUAAAAGAAUUUAUACAGAAAUUGUGCAUAUAAAGGGAAAAUACUUUACUGAACCCGAUGAUUUCUUAGGCAUCCGCAAAUCUGAAAACAUUGAAAAAUUCCUGCAAGAAUUUUAUUCUGAAGUAACUGUAUCUCCAUCAGAAGUGGAAUAUGUGGAAGCUUGUGGGCUAGGUAUCGCUGAAGCAGAUAGAAACGAACUGGAUGCUAUUGGCAGACAUUUUGCAAAAUCUAAUCCUGUAAAAGUAGGAUGUAUUAAAUCCAACAUGGGGCACACCGAAGCUGCUAGUGGAGUUUGUGCUAUAACUAAGGAAAUGAGCAACUAUCAGUCAAAUAUUCCUCGUUUAAUUUUGCUCUCGGGUAGAGAAGACAAUGGUUUGAAUAAAGUAAUGGACAUGUUAAUCAAUCAACCAAUUAAUCCUGAACAAAUUUCGUUACUCCACAACAUCUACAAAACUAACAUCCCUUCACACACGGGACGUAGUUAUCUUCUACUUGAUUCUAACCAGAAAGAGGAAACUGAAUGCUUGGCACAAAGUUUUCAAGUAUAUUCUGGCACAAGCCGACCAGUAUGGUUCUUAUAUAGUGGCAUGGGGUCUCAAUGGUGCGGUAUGGGUGCAGAGUUAUUGAAAAUACCUGUUUUUGCUGCAGCUAUUGAGAGAUGUCGAGUUGUGUUAGAACCAUUGGGCAUAGAUAUUUUACACAUUCUUACAGGAUUAGAUGAAUCUAUGUUUGAUAAUAAUAUAACGUACUCGAUGCUUGCUAUCGUUGCCAUGCAAAUUGGUCUUACUGAUGUACUCAAAGCCAUUGGAAUUGUUGCUGAUAACUAUAUAGAAAUUGUCAUAGGUCACAGUUUAGGUGAAGCGGGUUGUGCUUAUGCUGACGGUUGUUUGACAGUUGAAGAAGCCAUAUUAUUGUCGUAUUUUAGAGGAAUAGUUGCAAUCGGUAUGCCCCUCAUACGUGGCUCAAUGGCUGCUGUUGGUCUAGGAUAUAAAGAUAUACUUCCUCUGUGUCCACCUGAAAUUGACGUAGCUUGUCAUAAUAGUGCAAGUUCUUCAACAUUAUCUGGACCUGCUGAUAUCAUGAAUCAAUUUGUUUCUGACUUAGUCAGUCAAGGCUUUUUUGCUAAAGAAGUACCGUGUUCAAAUAUAGCUUAUCAUUCUAGAUACGUACACGAUCUUGCUCCAAAGAUGAUGGCGUAUCUAAAAAAGUUGAUACGAAAUCCAAAGUUACGUAGUCAUAAGUGGAUAUCAACAUUAUUUUUAAAACAAGAUUGGGAAAAAGACAUUGUUAAAUAUGCAUCUGCUGAAUAUUUUACAAGUGGUUUAACGAAUCCCGUGGUUUUUGAAGAGAAUGCAACUGAAAUACCACAGAAUGCAAUAGUUAUAGAAAUAGCUCCACAUGGUCUACUACAAUCAAUCAUUAGACGAUCUCAUAGUACAUGUACCCACAUUUCUUUGACGAAGCGUGAUUGUCCAAGUCCUAUUAAUUUCUUACUUGAAGCCGUUGGAAAAUUGCAUCAAGAAGGAUUAAAUCUCAAAAUGGAAGUUCUAUAUCCAAAGGUGGAAUUUCCUGUUUCGACCUGUACACCAUUACUAUCACACUUAGUGGAAUGGGAACAUAGUACUGAUUGGCCAAUACUUACAUGUAAGAGGAAAACAAUGAAAAUGGCUUGUGCCAGAGAAGUAGUUAUAUCUCUCCACGAUGACGACUACAAAUUUAUAAAAGGAUACGCAAGGAAUGGUAUUUAUGAGUUCCCCGAGAGUGCGCUAUUAGUUUUGGUUUGGCAGACUCUUGGAAUGCGUGAAGGAAAUAUGUACACGCAAAUGUCAAUAGCAUUUAAGGAUAUCAUUUUCCAUAACCGAUUAGAGGUAGAACUUGAAGAUGUCAUUAGACUCAGAAUUACUAUAGGAAAUGCUACAAACCGUUUCGAAGUGAUUAAUAGAGAUCGUCUUAUUGUAUCUGGAUUUGUCGAACCUGCAGAAAAUGACCUCAGUUGUAAACAAAAAGAUUUUAAACUUAUCCCAGAUGACAUGACUCUUAAAGGCGAUAUACUGUAUAACAUAUUAAACAUGAAAGGUUAUUCCUACAGUGAAGAAUUUCAUUGUAUCCAUUCCAUUAAUACUCAAACAAAUGUUGCUUACAUCAAAUGGAAUGGUGAGUGGGCAACGUUUAUCGAUUCUUUGUUACAAGUAUCUUCGUUUUCAAGAAAUCAUGAUGGAGUUUCCACGCCUAAAGUAAUAAAUAAUUUGAGUAUUCAAGUUGAUGAACAUAAAAAAGCUUUCACAACAGUGCUAAAUAAUACUAUGUGUUACAAAUCAGAAAUGUUAUCUACAAAUAGCAUUAGAUGUGGUGGGAUUCAAAUUGGUGGAGUUAUUUUCGAUGACAAUGUACCAGUAAAACCAAUACCUGAUGUAAUUCUCGCGAGGAAAUUUAUGCCAGAAAACUUUAAAGGAAAUAUUGAUAUAAAUACGGCAAUUUUCAUAAUUAUGCAACUGGUUGCAAAUAAUGUAGACGACAAUAUAAUAUCAGUUACUGAAAUCUUAACUUCUAAAUCUGAAAGUAUGAUAGAUAUUAUUAAAGUGAAUGCAGAAAAAAAUCCAUUUAACAGUUAUGAGGUCAAGAGUAUCAAUAUUGAUAAACAUAUUUUAGAUGAAAUAGAAAUGUCUACAACCAACCUGUUUAUUGCUUACAAUACGAAUAUUCAUACUAAUGGGAUGUUAAGGAUUUUGAUCGAUGUAAUAAAGAAAGGUGCAUUUACACUCACACUAGAAGAAAAUAUAAGAUACAUGGAAAAAGAAAUAAACUACAAUAUUAUUACACGAAUACCGAUUGACAAUAACGUAGUUUUAAUAUUGCUGAAGAAAAGAAACCUUUGGGUUGAAAAGAAUUUGGUUUAUAUUACCAUUGACCAUGAUAUUCAAUUUUCUUGGUUAAGACGCGUAUUAGAUGAGUUGCAUAAGAGGAGAAGUGUGAUUUUAGUUUCUGAGAAACAUCCUGCUUGUGGACUACUGGGUCUCAUUAAAUGUUUAAGACAAGAUAAACAAAACCAGAUUCGUUUAGUGAUAGUAGAAGAUAAUAAUACUCCAUCGUUCAAUCCUGAUAAUGCUUUCUAUAAACAACAGUUGGAAAAGAAUUUAGCAGUUAAUGUAUAUAAAAAGGUCCACUACGCAGGACCAUCGUCAAGAGACUGCUUAAAGGCUAUUGGAAAAGUACCGGAAAAAAGUUCAUUUUUUGGUAUGGACUUUAGUGGCACUAAUGGCUAUGGUGAAAGAGUUAUGGGUUUGGUGUCUGAUGGAGCAAUCAGGAGCACAAUAAAAUUGAAUCAAGCUAUAGUCUGGCCUGUUCCUACUCACUGGAGUUUGGAAGACGCUGCUACUGUACCACUACCCUACAUGUACGCCUAUUAUUGUUUGGCAGCCAUGAAAUGUGUUGCUUUCGUAGGCCUCUUCCUAGAUGUAAGUGAAUCAGACAUGCGUGAAAACAUGAACUUCGGCAUGUAUUAUUUGAGUAACGACAAGAGCUACAUGGCAGUAAAUAUUUCUGCUGUUUUUCGUUCUUCUAAUAACGACAAUGAAAGAAAGGUUCUACAAAGAUUAGUGGCUGAUGGUAUAGUGACUGGAGCGGUCCGUCCUCUUAGUCGAGUAAUAUUUUCCCCGUUGGAAAUAUCCAGAGCAUUUCAAUUAGUUUCUUCAAAAAUGGAUAGAGGAAAGGUUCUGGUGAAAAUGGAUGAGUUAGAAACGUCAUCCUUAAGAUUAAAUGUCAUUCCAAGUUCAGACUUUUCAGAAGGUACCCACAUUAUAGUGUGUGAAAAGGGUAAUUUAGGAGUUAAUAUAAUUGAUUACUUAGUGAGCAGGGGUGCAAAAAAUAUUCUUGUACAUUUGAAGUCACGUAAUGAAUACCUACUUCACAAAUUAAUAUAUUGGAAGGAAAAGGCUAUCAAUAUACAAAUGAAUUCGGCAAAUCUUCAAACAAGAGAAGGUUGUAACAAAUUAAUAAAUGCAGGAGAGAAACUUGGUUGUAUUAAAAGCAUUUUUAUUGUUCACGAUUACAAAGAAAAAGUACCUUGUGAAAACUUUGACAAUGAUUUCAAAUUAAGUUAUCUUGAGACUUUCAUGAUAACAGCAAAUUUAGAUAGUGUAUCAAGGAAUAUCUCUAGUUUAAGUUACUUUGCAGUGAUUGGUACAUGCUCAAAAAAUUUAGGCAAUGAAUAUGCUAUGUCUGCAUGUGAUAAAAUUUGUGAAGCUCGCAGGAACAUUGGUUUACCGGGUCUUAUUCUAAGAACUAUUAAUCCAAAUAAGUUGCACUUGCAACUCGAUUGGAAUUUAACAAUUGUUUCAUUACAGUUUAUACAAAACAGCAGUAACGAGCCUCUGAACACUGAGGUACUAUCUGUGUGUUACACCCUGGACGUAGGUAUGAAAAUGAAUUACGAAAAUGUAAUAAUAUGUAAUUUACAUAAAAAGGAUAAUAAUAGUUUUAAUAUUGACAAAAUUUUGGCGUUAAGUGAAAUCGACAAUGCCGAUUACAAUUUGCCGCUAGAGAAACUUAAUGUUAGCAAUUCCGAUAUUGAAAAAAUAAGAUUAGAACUCAAACCAAUCCUGUACCCCUCUGAAGACUUACUAAAUCUAACCCCUCUUAGCCUCAAUAAACUUUGGAAUAAAGUGAAAGGAAAUGAUUUAAACUGCCACAAAGGUCUUGGGGUUUUUUAUAAUUAUUUAGAUGCAAAUGAAUGUAAUGUUAUGGAUUUAUUUGUACCAAUGAAGACUCUAAUAGCAAAUUAUGAGGAUUACGGUUACAUGGAUCGUCACAAAAGCCACUUAAUAAUGAUACCAGGUUUUGACGGAUAUUCUUACACAUUAUCUUCUGUGGCAGAACGCUUAAAAAUUUCAACUGUUACCUUACAAUUAGGACCUGAUGUUAUUUUUAAAACUAUACCCGAUAUGGCUAAAUACUUAGCUGAUCAAAUCAAGUUAAAUUUUGAAAUAUCGUCGAGAUUUUAUUUAUUGGGAUACUCGUUCGGAGUCAAUAUAGCCUUAGAAGUCGCAAAAAUUUUUGAAACUGAAGGGCGGACUGGAGUCAUUUAUUGUCUAGAUAGUAGCCCUGAUGCCUUAAAAUCACAAAUAGUUGCAUAUUUAGGCAACGUAUCCGAUGAACAAUUACAAAACAUAAUUUUAGAACACAUGUACUACCUAAUGACUGGGCAGAAAAGUAUUAAACUAAAAGAAGAUUUACAAACUCAUUUUAAUGAAAAUUGGUCUGUCAAAGUGGACAUUUGUAUGCGUCAUCUUCGAGGAAUGGUUGAAUAUUCCUUUGACUUUCAAAAAUUUGUAUUAGAAUCGGCAUACAACCGAAUUAAGUUGGCGAAAACUUAUGAGUGUAACUUCAAGCUGCAAUCAGAGCUAAUACUUAUAAGAGGAAUACAUCAUCCUAAAGCUGAGGAACUCGGUGAAGAUUACAAUUUGUCUAAAUACACUGAAAGUUCUGUUAGAGUAUUUCCCAUAGAAUCGGACCACGCAUCGGCUCCAUAUAACAACAGGAUAUCAAAUAUUAUAAAUAAAAUAUUAGAUCCCUCUGUGCUAGAGGACUUUAAACAAGAAAACCUCUGUGAAUUUUACUGUACGGAAUAA
Molecule: messenger RNA, 6345 nt
Organism: Arctia plantaginis
Lineage: Eukaryota; Metazoa; Arthropoda; Insecta; Lepidoptera; Erebidae
Source: the annotation of a GenBank genome assembly